AGGAAAGCACAAGAUGCCCUAGCCCAAAAUCAAACAUGGGUUCUAGCUCCUUACACCGACUCCAAAAACAUUAUUUUAUAUAAAUUGGUAUACAAGAUUCAAAAGAAAGCGGAUGGUUCUAUUGAAGAAGAAAUCAGUAUCCAAAUUGGAAGAGAAAAGGUUCUGUAACCUACAUAUACCAUAUGGGAACACAUUACACCACAAGGAAAAUGCCAGUUGAGGUACAUGUAUGCAUCCACUUGCAAAUUCGGAUGAUCCAACGCUAAAAGUAUGAUAUUUCUAUUCUCUAGCGCUCCUCAUAUAGAAAAGCUAUCUAGCUCGUCCCUCUAGCGCUCGUAAAAUAAAUCCUCCUUGUCCGAGAAGGCAACAACCAUUUCAUUUCUUUAACCCGGAUUGCAUUAUUUAAUUGAUUUACUACGUCGUGUACUACGUAUUGGUUCGCGAAUGCGUUGCUUGAAGGAAGGAAGCAGCUUUUCAAAAGAACUGCUUAGCAAUUUAAAGUUGGGGAAAUAGCUCAGUUCGAGGGAGGGAAAUUGUCUGGGGAAUAGGCUGAUUAUUCAGCACCGGACAGGAGAAAGGGCAAUUAAAGGGAAGGAAAGUUGGGAACCAACGGAAAAUCAAGUAUCAUGUUGCUCCUAAGAAAACUCGUAUAGUAGUCUCAUUGGCCUUCGUCGAUGGGACAAACGCGGAAGUUGUAUGCGUUACAAGGCAACUAGCAUUUUGUUUUGUCAUGGAAUGAAAGAAUGUUCUUGUUUUUCGUGAUCCGAUCCGGUAUCAGCGGAUACUUGCAUUUUACCGGGAAGGGUUGAAACAAUGGAAUGCAACGCAACAAGAAAACGCGUAUGUUAAGUUCUAUAGUUGAUGUGAUGCGGCUCGAUUCAUCAUUGCUCUCACAAAAAAUCAAUGUUUUCGGUUCCCUUUUGACUCUAAAAUUCUCAUAGAGAAAGAUGUUCUGAUUCUGUUCUCUCUGAAAAGGAAGACGGGGCCCUUAGGGACACAGUAGUACCAUUUCCAUUGUGCGAAAGGUCGUGUCCUGGUAGCCUCUCUGCUGUAGUAAGAUGAACGGUCUCAUUGCAUCAAACAGUCAAUUCUUCCAUUUCUUAAAUUGUCAAAUCGAGAUUGUGUGGGUGUUCAGUGGAUCAAUCCCUGUAUUAAUGGUUCUGGCGGGGCAGUGGGCGUGGGACUGUAAAUCCUCUUUCGUUCGCUGGGCCUGGGCCCUUUGGACUGUAAAUCCAAACGGAGUUAGUGGUUCGAUUCCACUCAUGAACGAGAGCGAGACUGAACGAAAGAAAAUGCAAGUGAAACGAGACGAGAAUCCAAUUUUAGGCUUAUUUCCUAAAAGCGGUGGUUCUCGCCUCCCUGUGCCGCGGGGUGGGCGACUGAGGUUCGAGUCUUUUUCGAUCGGGUAGAUCCAUACCAUAUGUUCCGGGGGGGAGACGAGGUGUAGCGCAGUCUGGUCAGCGCAUCUGUUUUGGGUACAGAGGGCCAUAGGUUCGAAUCCUGUCACCUUGAUGUGGUAUUCACAGGGGCCGAAGUGCAAAGCCCCGUAGCCUAUCCGUGGUCGGGAAGGCAGGCGAAAAGCACGCACAAAAAAAAAAGAAAGCUAAAAUCUUUUUUUUUCUUUUCUUCUUUUGAAACCCAUUAUCAGGCUUUUGCUUUUGAUAUUCUAUAUCUAUAUAAUAUUAUAAAGCUAUUUCACUGGUUUGAUUUACAUACCUCAGUCAUGUUAUUUGUCUAGCCUUCAAUCAGAAUAGCCUCUCCACCGGUUCCGAAGAUUCUUUCGGCAUCAAUGUGCUUUUGGAAUCUUCCUAUGAAACAAAUAACAUUAAGGAACUGUUUAGGAAAGAACAGGCCUCAGUAGAAAGCGAGCUUUUUCGCGUAUAGCCAACCUCGAAGCCCAAUUAGCGCACGGGCUGCCCCCUCAACUCAACCCUGGCGAGUACGCUAACUUGGUCAGGGAGCAUUUAGACGGUGCAGUUAGUAUUGACCACUACCGCCAAGUCCAUAAUUCCUAAAUUGAUGAAGUACACAUAAUGGAGCUCAAAAGCCGAUUACAAAAUCUACUUUUUGAGCAUCUUGAAACCGCACAUAAAAAAUAUUAUGAAUGAAUCACCUUACAAUAACAUACGAGAGACUGCUUUCGAUUUUUUUGAACAACAAGUCGAACCUAAUGAACAAUUCCAUUCAAAGGAAUGUUCUAGAGGGGGGCGCUUUUCCACUAUAUUCGCGAUAUUGAACAAAAUGGAAGAAAUUCUUCACGAUUUCUAGAGUUCCGGGAUUACUUCACUGAUAUCGAUUUUAGCCUAAGCACGGCCUCUAGGUUAGUUCAAAGUGUAGUACAACGAACUAUCGAUACACCGAAAACGAGUAAAGAUGGGUACAUAAAAUGAAGACAUCGUGGAUUACCCAAAUUGGGACGACGAUAGGACAUUUCACUUUCUUUCGCAAUAUUUCUGAUCAUGACUCAACCACUAGGAAAGGGGAUUGCUUACUCUCAGCCACGUUUUUCGCUUAUGCUUAGUCAAGUGAGGAUUCCAUUCGAAGUAACGUAACAGGAGCACCAUCUUCAAAACUUCUCGGGAUCCGGAGUUUAUCGAGAAAAGGUCCCAUCCUUCAAUAUCAUGAUUGGGUCAACCAGGCCAGAUCAUAAGUGAAAUAGUUUGAUCGGGUCGACCAGGUCAGGCCCGAUCAUGAGUGAAUAGAAAAUCGAAAACGUACAUAGCUGUUCCAGCGGAAAUACUUUGUUUAAUUCUACCACUUCUACUAGGAGUAGCCUUUUUAGUGCUAGCUGAACGUAAAGUAAUGGCUUUUGUGCAACGUCGAAAGGGUCCUGAUGUAGUGGGAUCGUUCGGAUUGUUACAACCUCUAGCAGAUGGUUUUAAAUUGAUUCUAAAAGAACCUAUUUCACCAAGUAGUGCUAAUUUCUCCCUUUUUAGAAUGGCUCCAGUGGCUACAUUUAUGUUAAGUCUGGUCGCUUGGGCCGUUGUACCUUUUGAUUAUGGUAUGGUAUUGUCAGAUCCGAACAUAGGGCUACUUUAUUUGUUUGCCAUAUCUUCGCUAGGUGUUUAUGGAAUAAUUAUAGCAGGUUGGUCUAGUAAGACGGGGGGCGGCCGUUCGGUCGCCUAUGAUAUACGGACCAAUUGGUCAAAAAUGGGUUUGUGCCGCAGGUGUUGAACGAUCUACUCUACACAGGUGUGGGCUUACAGGGCUAGGGCUCAUAAACCCUUUCUUUCAUUCAUCAAGGGGUCGGUCACUUUUCCGGGCCGGGAUCGAGAAGUGGAAGUCAUAAAAAAUUCUCUUCGCACCCCAGAUCAAGAGGAAAGGUAGCUUGUCAAGCUGGUCUCACUAUUGGAAAUUCUAGCUUUCUUUUUUUUCACCGGCUCUUCUUCUUUGUCAACGCUACUAAGGACCUGACGGUUCGCCUACUUGAUGAAUGAAAGAACAUGAGAAAGGGUUAUAAAAGAAAAGGCGACGAAAGUCUACUACAGUACAGUCAAAGUCAGCGGCUGAGUUUGCCUAGCCUCGCCUACUAUUUUUUUUUUGUAGGCGAGCGAGUUAGAGAAGAGGCUUAGGGAUAAGAGAGUGUCGGUGCGUACGUAGCCUUCAUUCUACUACGCUACACAAAGUCACUUAGCUCGACGUUAAUUAAGAGAGUAAAGGAGGAAUACCCUACAUAGAAGAACCGCUGUUCGCUUACAAAGGUAUAACCUUUCGCUCCCCGGGGCAAAGCUGCUUCGCACCACUGAUAGACUACUUAAUUAAGAUUCCAUUUCAAAGGCGCUACUUUGUUUCGCAAGCCUUUGUCAUUGUCAGUCAACUAAGGUUGGCCCUCGGCCCCCUGCGAAUCCGUAAAUCAGAGAGCAUGCCGCAAAAAAAAGGAUGGUCCCCUAUGCAUUGAAUUCUUUCCGGAACGAAUCGAAUUCAAGUACCUGACCCCCCAUCAUGGUGAACCUCUCCUUGUGAUCGGGAUGAGGUAGAUGCCUCCCAGCCGGGGGGCGGAUCGAAUCGGAGUUUCCUUAGGUAGCCACCGACCUACAGUUCUCCUUAAACUUCUGUGCUUGGUGGAAAAGAAGCGAACAAAGGUACGCUCGCUUGCUGUCUUGUUCUCCGCCGCGGACUGGGAUCGCUCGCCAGCUAGGCCCUCUAGAAAAAAGUUGGAGCAACAUUGUAUGAGAACAUAUUACCCAUCUUCGGGGACAAGGGGCGGAACGACCUCUCGAUCUACUUACUGCAGCCCAGGACGGGCGUCGUCGUCUAGGCGUGACUUCUUGUUUUGAUCUCCCCUACGCCUAGGACGUUGUCUGGGCCAAGAGCCAUAGUUAGUUGCUGUUUCCAUUUGGUUCUUCUUUCUCGUUGUUGAUACCGGCAAGACCCAGCCAGAUGAUGAUGUCUGCUGGUUGGUAGUGAGAGGACUCUUAGUACCCGCAAAAAAAAGGGCGCUGGUGAAAAAAACAAUCAUGUGAUUUAGUUUCUUGCUCUCCCUUAGCAGCGGGAAAGGAGUCUAUCUAUCUGCCUAGCUUUGGUAGAUUUCCCCCAACGCAAUUCAAAAACGGAAAUUCCACGAAUCCCUGAGGUGGAUAAGUCCGACGACUCAGCAGCAGUGCGGAAUUGAGUUUCUGGUCCGGUGGAUCUGAUCUAUAGUUUGGGGGCAAUACAUACCAAAAGGUUCGAAAGAAGGAAGGCGCAGUAUAUAACCAACCCGCCCAUAGCCGGUCUAACUGCUGAGAGAGAAAAGUGCUUUUCUUUCCCUAAGAGUCCUCGAGUACACACAGCUAUUGCUGAUCCUUUGCGAGAUCAGGAUGAGACCCUUCAGAAUUUCUAAUCAAUCCAUGUUAGGUCAACAUCGAGACAGAGCAUCUCAGUUGGCUCUGUCAAGGAAGUGAAACAGGCAUUCCUAGGUUGAGGUUACCAUAGGAUUGACCCUCAGUCAGGCCUCCGAUUCCAAGGAGUUGAUUCAGCAAGUUCCCCGUGCUACCCCGCGGGAAGUCUAAUCGGAUCAAUCGGUGGUUCCGUAAUGAGUAGUCGAAUACACAUUGAGGGGGCCUUGCCUCCUCCUUCCCGCCCACACCUUCAUUCUUUUCCUCCUCUGAUCUUAGAAAGCAUACUAAACUUCACUCCAAUCUUUCUCCAUUAGCAACAAGAGCUGCUCUAUCUAUCGGCCCUUGAUGAGUAAGCUUAGCUAUACCGCUUAGGUUGCAAAGCUGCAAGCUCCCUUCUAAUGCGUUAUUAGGCUGCUUGGAGCCUUCUCGCUUAGUAAGCCGCCUUCGGCCUGCCUAUUUACUCGUCUAAACUCGUCACACAAUGAAGCGCUUUUGAAAACCUUCCCCGAAAAAGUGGGUAUAGUCUUCUAUUGCCAUGUACAUAUCAGCGGGCAGUGGGAUAAGUCGAAGCAUGCCAGAACCUUCUUUAGUAGUGAGCCGUACCGACUAGCUCCUAGCAAGGGCUUCAAGAUCACAGUAAUGCCUGCCAAAACUUUCCUUGGGUACGAAUGUCAUGUUCAAAGCAGGUUUCUCUAGACACCUUGGAAAAGAUCACUGACGAGCUCAAUCUCAAAGUGUGAAUGAAAUUAUCAGUUUCAUCCUCUUUAUGAGCCUGAGAUCAUAUGGGUCAACAAUUCUCAUUUCUUAGUUAUAGAAAGCCCUUCUCAAGGAAGUGAGCCACUCAAUCUGAGCCAGCGGAUUCUCAUUCAGCUGUGCCGGUGUGCAAAGCAAGCACGCUUAGACAACGAUGUCCAAUCUUUGGUCUGCCCAUUAAGGGCUGACUCCGCUAGGCAAGAGGACUACUACUGGGAUUAUUCUAUUACUAAUUGAUGACCUGGGGGGCUACUCUUCUUUCUCCACUACAGAUAUUGACUGACCUGUUGAUAGGAUAGCGGGGGCAGUAAAGAGGAGAGGAGGAAAAAGAAGUAGAGUUAGGUUCUGUUCUUGUGUGUAAGCCCUCGGUCGAUUCGUCUGCUCAUUCACAGCGUAUGAUUCUUAUCCAAUUGCUUCUUCUGAAAACGCGGCGUCGGUUAAUCUUUCUUAUUCUCCCUUCGGGGCUCCUCAUGUUGCUACUAAUAGAAACAGUUCGGACCUUGCUCAUACAAUCCUCGGGACUACUAUUGGUUAAUCUUUGUCCUCCCUAGGGAAAGUAAACAAGACGAGACUUUUUGGGAAAGACAGGGUUAGCGCCCUUUGGUAGCCUUCCAGUUCAGCUACAGCGAGCUCUUCACUUGAUAGAAGAGCGAGACAUAGCGGAGGAAAUGGUGCUUUGUCGAUCCUAACUCCUUGCUUCGGAAUGCGAUUACCUACUUUCCGCCUCACCUGUCGAUUAAAGAAUUCAACCAACUAGUUGGAGAUGGCUGCUUCGAGCCCCACCUUUGAUAUCCAGUCGUGUGCCUGCCUUCUUGGAUAUGUUUAUUUCGAUGAGGCCGCUCUGAUCGGGAUCUGACUCCACUAAUGUAACCGUUUUCGUACCAUGUUUUUCACCUAGGGCCUACGCUUUUUGAGUGUAGCCUAUCUUCGUGCUGGAAUGGUUUUUUCUCCUCCCUGAGGUCGGACUGUUGCACCUGUCAACUCCGGCAUUCCCAAGGCAUCGCAUAUCCGGAAGGGAGCAAAUACGAUCAACUGUUAUAGAUUGACUUCUCCUGUUGCUUGAUUUGGUGAGUCAAGUGUGUUUCCGACUCCUGCCAAGCUUAAAAAGAGGAAGGGCAGUCUUCCAAGCAAACCCAUGAAUUAGCAAAAACUUCCACUCUCGAAUCGGGCAAUCAAAGGUCAAGCCGGUCAAGGUCAAAGCGGUCAAAGACAAGCUGAUCAAAGGGCCAAAGCCAAGUCGGUCAAAGUCAAGCCGGAAAUCUCUCUCCUCAACUUGUAAGUGGAGUAAGAGUACAAUCCUCCACAUCAGUUAGGCGGACCCGACUCCACGCAGGUUGAAGAGGAGAAAGUAGGCCGCCCCGCCCCAACCUCGACAUUAGGAUCGCCACUGACUUCUGAAGGCAAGGCAAGCCUCGUGCUUACACGGAGAUUAGAUCCGCUUUGAUGUUGAUGAUGACACUGCUGAUUUCGACCAACGACCUCAAAAAGUCGACCUUCAUGGAUGAUCCCUAGCCCACAUCUCAUUGGCAGCUAUAGAUGCCGGCACUGAUCAAUAUCUUCCUGACCCGACAGAGAAUAGAAUGGAGUAGGAACACGAAGAACUUAUAUGUAAUCUAAUAUUCUUUUAUUUGAAUACUAGGAAUCGCACCUGAAUUCCAUCAAUCAUUCGGUUAGAAGUCCACUAUUUCAUCCUUGAUGUUUCAAUCGAAGGAGAUACUCUAUUUCACAAUCUAUCCAUCUGGAUUCCUCUUUUUAAAGAAAGUCUUUCCUGGAUCCUGAAAAAACAAGAAAGAACAGAAUGAGAACUAAGAGUUCUUUCAGUCGAGCAGUUGAGGGAACGAGUAAGAUACGUUUGUCAGUCUACUAUUCUUUCGGGAAGGAAUUGAGCCUCAAUCAUCAUACGCAAAGAAAGAAAUCCUUCGAGAGCGAGAACAUUCAGAGUUAGUAGUUGAGUAAGUAUAGAUUCACUCCGAUUACCAAACGGGCGACUUUACAACUUAGGGAGCAGCAGGCCUUGUGUUUGUGGUGAAGUGGAAUCUUUUCAAUAUGAAAAUAGGUGGUAUCCAAAAGGACAAAAACUGCAACUAGGGAUCUGGUGGACUACUGUCAUGAGUCACAAGGCAUUGGUAGACUGACUCACUCAGAUGUUUGGCUAUUUCACCUAAGGAGUAUGUCUGGAUGGAUGGCUUCACAGUCAAAGAUGGUAAUUCCAUACCUCAUCUAAUUCACCAACGUGACCAACCACAAUGUAUCAAAUCUCCGCAAUGAAAAGCUGGUUUUUUGAAUAGCAGGAGGACUUCCGGUUGUGGUUAUGCAAGUCCCACGCACGGAUCAAAUCCAAUAAAUAAAGAAUUGAAGCAUGCUGCAUGCACUCGUGAGACUGUCAAACCUACUGAAUUGAUGGAACAAGAGCAAUUCGAACUUUAUUUUUGACUCAUGGGCAGGACAUCUGAAAGAGAAAAUUUCGAUGCCAACCACCUGGGCUGUGAAUCGUUCAGGUAGGCAUCUCGGGACCAAAAAUCUGAAUCAAGGGCAUGACCGAAACCGGUGAUUAAUGCUUCACCCUCGGAGCUCUUAGAAAACUUCCUUUUCUUUGAGAAGUAGAACAAAGUACCUUUAGGAGACCUAGUUAGUGACUGGGCAGGACAGGUCAGCAGGUCUUUCAUGAACAGAGGAGCCAACGAAGAAAGAUAAGCAUCUCAGUAGUAGCCAGAUGCUAAUGAAUUGAAUAAAGUUGUUUGCCUACCCGCCGUUAGAGUUCUCGCAGACGCUAUUGAUGGUCUUGUUGGCCUAUCCGAUGCGGAUCUCCUCAACGUAGAAGCUAAACCAGUAGCCGGUGUGACAGAGAGUCAUAUUAAGGAUAGGGCUAAUGCUUUCCCCUUGAACCCCUUGCAGAAAAAGUAGGAAAAUGGACUGAAAUUGUUGGAUUAGUGGAUUUGCAGUAUCUCAACAAUCAGAACUGCGAAUAUUCCAUCAUCCAAACUAAGCUUCCUCAGAUCCUAACCCAUUGGUCAUUAUCGAGCCUCGUGACUCCGGCUGUGUUGAUAUCUUCGUAUUACCUGUUCUCAUUUUAUCUAUCUGGUUAUUGCUUGAUGUGUUGGUUGGUAUUUCACUAUUUUUA
Molecule: messenger RNA, 8694 nt
Organism: Panicum virgatum (switchgrass)
Lineage: Eukaryota; Viridiplantae; Streptophyta; Magnoliopsida; Poales; Poaceae
Product: NADH-ubiquinone oxidoreductase chain 1-like
Exons: 1
Coding region: 2803-3174 (123 amino acids)
Biological process (GO): aerobic respiration
Cellular component (GO): membrane
Molecular function (GO): NADH dehydrogenase activity
Source: RefSeq, a predicted model, not a curated record